ACGGCGUUAAUUUGAUAUUUUAAUUGGAUGAAUGCAGCAGAUUAUCUGGAUUUUCAGUGUACAUAACAAAAGCGUGCUGAGAACCGGAAACAUUGUCUACGGCCCGGAAAACCUUUAACGGGAUUUCUCACGUUUUCCGUCUCCCCGAAAUCAACUAGGCAUUACGGCGCAGCAGGUGAACCCGGCGGUGCUUGUGGUUCAGACGCGUUUAUAUAUCAUUAUAUAAGAAAUGGAUAACGCCGGUAAGGAAGAGGAAGCUCUUCGGCUUAUGGCUGAAGCAGAUAAGAAAAUGAAGUCAUCUACUUCAUUUCUGGGAGGGAUGUUUGGGGGGAGUCACAAGGUAGAGGAAGCCUGCGAGAUGUACGCCAGAGCGGCCAAUAUGUUUAAGAUGGCCAAAAACUGGAGCGCUGCAGGAAAUGCAUUCCGCCAAGUGGCCAAGAUCCACAUGCAGCUGCAGAAUAAGCACGACUCCGCCACCAGCUUCAUCGAUGCAGGCACUGCUUACAAGAAGGUCGACCCGCAAGAGGCCAUCAACUGUUUAAGUGCAGCCAUUGAUAUAUAUACAGACAUGGGAAGGUUUACUAUUGCUGCCAGACAUCAUGUCAGUAUCGCCGAGAUAUAUGAGUCUGAAAUGGUGGACGUCGAAAAGGCAAUCAUACACUAUGAACAAGCAGCUGACUACUACAAGGGAGAAGAUUCCAAAAGCUCAGCCAACAAAUGUCUGGUGAAAGUAGGCUUCUACAGUGCCCAGCUGGAGCAGUACCAGAAGGCCAUAGAAAUAUACGAACAGGUCGGAACUAAUUGCAUGGAUGACCCUCUGAUGAAGCACAAUGCAAAAGAACAUUUCUUUAAGGCUGCCCUCUGCCAUUUCAUUGUGGAUGAAUUAAAUGCAAAGCUUGCCUUGGAGAAGUAUGAGGGAAUGUUUCCGGCGUUUUCUGAUUCAAGAGAAUGCAAGCUUCUGAAGAAACUUCUGGAAGCCCACGAGGAACAGAACAGCGAGGCUUUCACCGAAGCCGUGAAGGAGUUUGACUCCAUCUCCCGCAUUGACCAGUGGCUGACUACUAUGUUGCUGCGCGUCAAGAAGACCAUCCAGGAGGAUGUUGGAGAUAUGAAGUGAAGGACGUUGCCAAUCACCUAACUAUCAGUGACGUUGCUUUGUCUGUACAUGUGUUUUCAGAACAAUAGGUCAUUAGGAUUGUCUCAACCCAUUUCUGAGCUGUUCAAAUCCUUCAUUAACAGUGUCAUGCCAGACCAGGGGUACAUCCAAAAUUAGUCCAUACUGAAUAUCAUUAGAAGCCUACUACUUGACCAUUAAUGUAGUACAUACUGUAUUUAUGCAUGAGAAUAGUAUGCAUGCACUUGGACAAACUGCAGUCACCUUCAUGUAUAUUACCUGGCCUAGACAUUUACCAAUAAUGUAGCUUGACCCCCUCAAAAGUUAAAAACGUUAAAAACUAUCAGUGAAAAAAUAUAUAUAAUCUAAGCGACUUAUGUAAUUGGGUAUUGCUUUCUUAGAUUUGUACAAAGAUGGCUUUUCCUUGUGAGAAAUUUCUGAGCAAGCAAAGUUCUUUGUCUCUGGUUGCAGCUCCUAUGGCCUUGUGGGAUAGCGUAGCGUUCAUCGGUUGCACACUUCGGAAUUUCUCAGAAUGUAGUAUGUCAUCCAGGUAUCGUUCGGCUACUAUCUCAUCCAUACUGAGGAUUUGGACGUACUGCUCACUUUGUGUACUAUAUUUUGCAUCCUAAUUAGCAAACAAGUGUGCGAUUUUUGGAUGCACCCCAGAGUUUGGAGAAAACAGGUUCUCUUCAAACUGCCUACUCUUGAGCCAAAACGUUCUCCACCAUGAUUUUUAUUUUUUAUUUUUUAUUAAAAAGGGUGCACUACUAAUCUACUAAUCUCAAAAUUACCCUGCAUUUCUAAUAUAUUUCGCUAAGAAGUUAAAUCUAUUUGGAAGCAAUUUCAUUGGGGUUUCUAAAUUCCAUUGUUAAAAAUAAAAUGCAUGCAUGUUUCUCAAAAACAAUAAUGGAUGUAAUGCCUCUGAGUCACCUGUUACAAUUAACUACAUUUUACAUCUAACUGGUGUAUUGUAUCCUGGAAGCAAUGCAAUCAACUUCAUGUGAAAGAAACAAGCCAUUUUUCAGCACAAGAGUACAGAAUAUGUCAUUUUAAUUACUAUUGAUAUGGAGAUCGAUUUCUCUCUCUCUCAUGGGUUUCUCCGUACAAGGUCAAUUGAAAAAUAUAAUCUCUUAAGGGCUUUUAGUGAGGUAGCUUUGGUUUAUCUUGGUUACAUUGUCUUUAUUUUCAUAGGAACCAGGCUUGUGAACAUUCCGGAAUGCCGAUCAACAUCAAAGACUUAUUUGUUUUUAUUAUACAUAAUAUAUAGAAAAUUAUUAAUAUAAGUACAGUCGUGUUGCUUAAGUGGAAAUGAACAGUAUUUUGUAAAUGUGAAAAAGCUUAUUUUUUUGUCGAGCUAAAGUUUAAAUUUUAUUUUGAUAUUAAUGGGUAUACAAUCUACAGUAAUGUAAUAAAUUUUUGCAUAUCACACAAAUAUGCAUUUUAAAGUUACCAUAUAAUACAAUAUGAAUUUGAAUCUAUACUGUUUUGUCUUUUUAAAUCUGCACACUGGGUUGAUGUAGUUUUUUUGUAUUAUUUCUAUGAUUUUAUAGGGAAAAUGUGCUCAGGUCUGUUUAAUGUUAGUGUUGGCCACUGUUGCCCUAUCGUGGCACUGUCUACAUAUUAUUGUUGUGCCGAUGACAUAGUGUUGGCAUGCAGUGUGAAAUGUUCUGAAUUUAUAUUUCAAACCUGACUUCCAGUGUCUGCGCUUCCGUAUCAGUCUCCACGUUUAUACCAAACUGUGCUGUUGUAAACUCAUAGUAAGCCUCUGAAGUUUAUUGUUAUAAAUACUGAAAUCCCAGAAUUGUGGAAAAAGAAUUCUGCCAAUUAUCAUCGAUAUCAAAUGUGUUUCCUUAAGCGAUGUAAUCAAACGGGAGGUUUUUUCAUUUGUAUGUAAAUUUACUCGCAGCCGAAUUUUUUAUGAACGUACUACAGCCGGCCCCUCUCAUCCGGCAUCAGCCUGAAGGCCUUUUCUCUUGACAUAAAUGCCGAGGAUGCAGUUUCUCCUGGGGAGGGUGGAUCUCAUCACCGGGGAUUCUCACCAGGGUGUAGGUUACGUGGAGGUCAGGUCACGAGAACGGGGGCAGUUGCUGACACAGAUGCGCUACUCUGGAAAAAGAACCUGGUUUCUGGUGCUUUCUAGAACUGUGCUGAAUUUACAGCUGGGUGGAAUUUAUAGUACGUUUACAAGAAUGUUGGGAGAAAGGCGUUUGUAGUAUGGGAAAGACUUGAAUCUAAGCUAUCAUUUAACAUUAUCGAAUCGUGGGCUUGGAACACAGUUGGUGUGGAUUUACGGGGCAGUCGUUCAGAUUUCUGUGACAUGUAUUGAACUUGUGUUUAUAACAAGGAUGUUGGAGAUCUGCAUUUCCAGAUUAUGAUGCUAACAUACCCACUCUUAUUUAGUACUGCGUUGAAGGAAUUUCACUUUGCUGUGGAAAAAGAUCCCUAUUGAACAUCUUCCCAAAUCAUCCGGUGAACACACUGUAGGAAGACUGGGAGAUGUAGAACCACUGAACAUCAUGACAAAUGGAACCGACCACUCAGGGCUGUCAGCUGAUAUUGGUGUCACUACAGAAACAUAGAUGUGUCGAAAACAUUCAUAUUCUUAUCUAACCGUUCAGCGGUUCAUCUGAAAUUCUGAAGGAAUCUUCAUGUUUCGAGUAGGUGCUGGUGAUGCAUAGUUCUGUCCUCGAUUUAACUGUGUUAGGCUGCACUUAUAUGCCACAAAUGUUAUCUGUAACUGUGAUAUUAAUAGCUGUGAUGCAUUAAAAUAAAUGAUAUUUACAAACAUA
Brienomyrus brachyistius is the source of this 3903-nucleotide messenger RNA. It is a transcript of the gene napba, whose product is annotated as N-ethylmaleimide-sensitive factor attachment protein, beta a. Gene Ontology annotation, molecular function: soluble NSF attachment protein activity; syntaxin binding. Lineage: Eukaryota; Metazoa; Chordata; Actinopteri; Osteoglossiformes; Mormyridae. Bases 230 to 1117 code for a protein of 295 amino acids. Gene Ontology annotation, biological process: intracellular protein transport; synaptic transmission, glutamatergic; SNARE complex disassembly. The transcript is spliced from 11 exons. The record is from RefSeq and is a predicted model, not a curated record. Gene Ontology annotation, cellular component: terminal bouton; synaptobrevin 2-SNAP-25-syntaxin-1a complex; vacuolar membrane.